AUAAAUGAAGAAGAAAAAAAAAAAAGGAAGAUAGAUAUGAGAGAGUAUUGAAUUGAAUGCAUGAAGUAGUUAGCACUAGAUUUGCACCCAAAAAAGUAGCUAGCAUUUACCACUAGAAAAACGCAGUUUGUCCACAGUCCAGGUUGUUCACUCGCUAUCUCUCACAGCGAAGCAAACAAAACACACACACGCACUCCCUAUAUUCAUUCAUUCAUUCACUCUCUUUACAUAAUUUCCAGAAUCAUCAUCUCACAAUGUCUAGUUCAGAAGACGAAGGAGGAGAAGAGUAUCUUUUCAAAGUCGUUAUUAUCGGAGAUUCCGCCGUCGGUAAAUCUAACCUACUCUCCAGAUACGCUCGUAACGAGUUCAAUCUUCACUCCAAAGCCACAAUCGGAGUUGAAUUCCAAACUCAAAGCUUAGAAAUUGAUUCUAAAGAAGUUAAGGCUCAGAUUUGGGAUACCGCCGGUCAAGAACGCUUCCGUGCUGUUACUUCUGCUUAUUAUAGAGGCGCCGUCGGUGCUCUCAUUGUUUAUGAUAUUAGCCGCAGAACUACUUUCGAUAGCGUCGGUCGAUGGCUCGAUGAACUCAAGACUCAUUGUGAUACUACAGUGGCAAUGAUGCUGGUGGGAAACAAGUGUGAUUUGGAUAAUAUAAGGGAUGUGAGCAUUGAUGAAGGUAAAAGCCUUGCAGAAUCAGAAGGUUUAUUUUUCAUGGAAACCUCUGCUUUGGACUCUACAAAUGUGAAGACAGCUUUUGAGAUGGUUAUUAGAGAGAUAUACAACAAUGUUAGCAGGAAGGUCCUCAACUCAGACACUUACAAGGCUGAAUUAUCUGUCAACAGGGUUAGUCUUGUUAACAAUGGCAACUCUACAUCAAAGCAAAACAGUAGCUAUUUUUCUUGCUGUUCCUGAAUUUGGUUUUUUUGUUGGUUUUGAGUAAUUAAAAAUUCAAUUGAGCUGGGUUCUUCUUUCAUGGAAUAUCAUUUGAAUAGUUUUUGGAUUACAACUACAAAAGACAAAUACAUAGCAAUGAAAAUUUAUAUAUAUCUUCAAUUUGAAGUAAACGGGUUUUAAUUGUAUAAUCUGGGGGGUACAGUGAGAUUGUAAUUUCGGUUAAUGAAGUGGACAUCCAUUUACGUCAUGUUUAGCAGUAAUUUCUGAGAUAUGAUUGUUGUUCUUGAUUAAUCAGUAUAGUUUACAAGUUUCCAA
Trifolium pratense (red clover) is the source of this 1208-nucleotide messenger RNA. Its product is annotated as ras-related protein RABA5e-like. Lineage: Eukaryota; Viridiplantae; Streptophyta; Magnoliopsida; Fabales; Fabaceae. Gene Ontology annotation, molecular function: GTP binding; GTPase activity. Gene Ontology annotation, cellular component: endosome. The record is from RefSeq and is a predicted model, not a curated record. The coding region runs from base 255 to 911 and encodes 218 amino acids. The transcript has 2 exons.